GGAAUUACUCGUGUUACUGCAGGAAUGCAGUGGGUAUGUGAAGCGGAUAUGAGCAAUUGAUUCGACACUUCUCUUCCGUAGAAUUCACGAUUUUCGUAGACUUGACGAUGGUUUAACCGCUUUCAGCGCUCCUGGUGAAUCAAUAUAGGAGUGGACGUGAUGUUUUCAGUGAACUUGGCGAAGCAUUAGACAAACAAAACACCAUGAGCGUUCCGCUUCGUGCCAACAUCUCUCGCGGAAAUCCCGAGAAGGUGUUCGAUUUGAUCGAAAAAGUUGGAGGUGGAACAUAUGGAGACGUUUUUAAGGCCAGAGUCAUCUCUACAGGGGAACUGGCUGCAGUGAAAGUUGUAAAAGUCGAACCAGGAGAGACAAGCUAUGGAUAGCAAUGGAGUUCUGUGGGGCAGGAUCAGCACAGGACAUUUAUUGUGUUACUGGACCAUGUAGUGAACCUCAGAUUUCUUUUAUUAGUGUUGAAACUCUGAAGGGUCUUGCCUACCUCCAUGAGAAGAACUUAAUGCACCGUGAUAUCAAGGGUGCAAACAUCCUGUUGACAGCACAAGGCAACAUCAAGUUAGUGUGAUAUUUGGGCAGUUGGCAUAACAGCCAUUGAACUAGCAGAGCUUCAACCUCCCAUGUUUGACUUACAUCCUAUGAGGGCAUUAUAUUACAUUGGAAAAAGAAGUUUUGUACCACCUACUUUAAAAGACAAGGACAAAUGGUCCCCAGAACUUCAUAGUUUUCUAAAGACAGCUCUACAGAAAAAUCCAAAGAAGAGACCCACUGCAGACAGAUUGCUAACACAUCCAUUUUGUGGCCAUGGCUACACCAGAGCAGUUAUACAGGACUUGUUAGACACAUACAAGAGGAAAAAAGGAGAUAAGGGGAAUAUCGCAGGACCAGGUGAUGAUGAUGAUGACGAAGAUGAUGCUGCUCCAGUUGAUGAGCCCCCACCCUUACCCCCUAAGUUAAACAGGAAUUCUCAUUACCAAGUGCCACAGCCUAGCAUGAAACCAGUUCCACCUCCAAAGCCAGUACACCUGAAGCUGUCAAGAGUAGUAAGUGCACAAGAGGGGGGCCAACGAUCGUCUCAACCAAAGCCAAGAAAAUACUCUGAUAUAGAAGUGCCUAGCAGCAGAGUCCCUCCACCAAGUAUUCCCCCACUGAAACCUCCAGUUGGAGCCAGAGUAUCAGACCCAGGAAGACUCUCUUCUGGCAAGAAAACUUCUGAAUAACAGAAUUUCCGAAACAAGAGGUUGUUCCAAGUGCUGUAUUGUAAAUAACCCGUACAACAGUCAGGUGUACCUCUGUGUAGCGGUGCAGAAGAGUGUCUUUCUCUACCAGUGGUAUGAGCCGUGGGGAAGGUUCAUGAAAGUGCAGUACUAUGAUGUGGAUAUUCCGUCACCCCCGCCACUGUUUGAACCGCUUGUGAAACAAGACCUGGAAUACCCCAUGAUAUGUGUUGGAGUGAGAGAAUUGGCCGAUGGUAGCCUUCAUUUUGAAUGCGUGAAUUUGAAUUCCUUAUCAAACUGGUUCACAGAACUACCUGAAGGGAAAAAAAUUGAAGUGGAUAGUGUGGACCAUUUGGAAAAAGAUACAGUUCUUGUUUCAUUCAACAAAAUAGUCAAGUUUGUCAAUCUGGAAGGCAAAACGAAACAUUUCAGAAGACAAUUGUCAGAAAUACAUUUUGAUAUCAAGCCAGAAUCUGUGGUCUGUUUACAAGGUAGCGUUCUAGCGUUUCAUGAGCAUGGGUUGCAGGGAAGAAGUCUUCACAGUGGAAAGGUUAAUGUCGAGAUGAACGAUCCCCGACGCACGUUUAGACUGCUGGGAUGCGAGAGCAUUGCAGUGGUUGAGAGCAAACCCUCCGACAACCCUAAUGCACCGUGCAAUCUGUACAUACUGGCCAGCAACCGCAACCAACAGAAGUAGUCUUCCCCGGAGGAAGAGGCUCAAACAUGCGGUGUCUACCCCUGAGGGAGGCAAAUCACCUUCAGAGCGCGGAGCAUGCAGUUCGUGUUUAAUUACCCCAAUCUAGAUUUCACGUUAAACUUUUUAGAAUUCAUUUACGUCGCAAGCAAUUUUUAUU
Messenger RNA from Pocillopora damicornis (cauliflower coral), 2083 nucleotides. RefSeq names its product mitogen-activated protein kinase kinase kinase kinase 3. Gene Ontology annotation, molecular function: MAP kinase kinase kinase kinase activity; ATP binding. NCBI's taxonomy places the organism in Eukaryota, Metazoa, Cnidaria, Anthozoa, Scleractinia, Pocilloporidae. Gene Ontology annotation, cellular component: cytoplasm. The record is from RefSeq and is a predicted model, not a curated record. Gene Ontology annotation, biological process: intracellular signal transduction; protein phosphorylation.